Molecule: messenger RNA, 2330 nt
Organism: Eriocheir sinensis (Chinese mitten crab)
Lineage: Eukaryota; Metazoa; Arthropoda; Malacostraca; Decapoda; Varunidae
Exons: 7
Coding region: 1266-2129 (287 amino acids)
Source: RefSeq, a predicted model, not a curated record
AAACUACCGAAAAAAACUAGUUUCGUUCGGAAAUGCGAGACUGGUGAAGUGCUACAAAUUUACCCACUAGAGGGAGGGAGAGGGUGGGGUGUGGUUUGGGAGAGCUAAAAAUAGAGACAUAAGGUUAUGGUGUGUGUGUGUGUGUGUGUGUGUAAUGGAAACCCUGGGUACACACAUCUUGGUGACCCACGCACACAUGCCAGCGUUGGGGCAAUGUCACGGCCCGCGCGGCGAGUGGCCGCCGACAGCCUUGUCAAGAUUAAUUAAAAGCGGGAGGAGGGAACAUUUUUUUCAUAUUAUAUUUUUUUUCUAUGGGGGAAGCGUUAAAUUAGUUUCACUAUUAACUUGAAAUACAUAAGCUAGUUGCCUCCAGUCUGUUGCCUACUAUCAGACAACCGAAAUGCAAGAGGAGAGCCACACCGUCAGCAUGUGCUGGCAAACACUCCGAGGCAGUGGUUCUCAACCGUUGUCUGUGCCCACGCCCUUUUCAUCUCAUGAAUUUGUCUCGGCUCCCUGGUCAGAAAAAAUAUAUAUAAUUAGGCUAUUAUUAUCCGACAUAACUAUGACGGCAAUUAAUAUACUUUACCAGUUAUUGUAGCAUGACUUAACCAUAGACUCCAUGUGGUUACGAAUUUUGUUGACAGACAAAAUGACAUUCAUAUAAUUCCAGCCUCCUUGUUAUUAAGAUAUUGAAUUAUUGAUCAACAAGAGUGGCACCCCCAGGUGUGUGGGUUCGUACCCCCUGGGGUACCGGCACCCCCGGGUUAAGAACCGCUGCUUUGAGGUGUCAUCCUUGGUGAAUUAUAUAUUUGUACCACACUGUAUCACAUAGGACUAUAUCAAACGUGAAGUCAUUGGGAUGAGUUCGGUGUUCCCCGUCCAAGGAACACCUGAGCUCCAUUCACCGCUGUGACCUUCGACAAAGGCAGUGAACUUCUUGGCUCCGCAACACACAGAGGUCACGGCCGUUAUUCUGCAAGCAGCUCGGGGCCGACGGUGCCUCGCCGCGGGUUACAACAGGAACAAUGGCCAGUAGUCGGCGGACUGAUCCUACUGCUAAGUUGUCGGGGAAAGUAAAUAAAAAAGUUCUGAAAAUAUGAAUAAAACCCAAAAGACGAAUCCGUGCAGGAAGCAAAUAAUUCAAUGUCUCAACAGCCCACGCACCGCAUGGACAUCCCAGCCACUGCAUGUCUAACCAUUUCCGUGAAGAAUAAGAAGCGAGCCUUCUCUCCCUCCUCAGGCCCCAAGAGAGAACUGCCCCGGUGAUGGCCGGCGUGUGGCUCCGGCCCGGCCCCCUUCAGGCAGGGGUAAUCUCGGACACUCCCCCCCCGCCCGGCCCGGCCCCCGCCUACCCCAGCCAGCCCCCGCGGCCCCGACUCACGGUGAUGAACGCCGCCCUGGCAGCCCGGGACCUCAGAGGCUCAUUGAGGACACCUUCAAUAAGGGACAACAGGAGGAAAACAACAGACAAGUCCUUGGUGACGCCCAGAGACCCAAGGCGCAGGCACCGAGGCGCCCCACCCCACGGCAACCGGCGCCUCCGUCGUCGACCCUCACAGCCGCCCAAAAGGCCUCCGCCCGCCACGCCCGCGCCCCUCACAUGGCCGAUCAAGACGCCAGGAGGGAGGAGGAGAGGCUCCCGAACCUUAAGACUCAAACGCUCGGUGGUCCAGGGAACAAUAGUGCGCUACAGUGGCUCCAGGAAUGUCAAGUUCCGGCUCCAGGGGCCCCUCGCCCUCUACCUCACGCUGGCCCCGUCAGGCGGCGGCCUCACACUUAGCCACUUUCAAGCUGACCGCUCGUGCUUCCAGGUCCACAUGUUUGAGGAGAUCCCCGCCAGCAGGGAGGGUGGCUGGCCGGUGAUGCUGCAGGUGCACGGCGGCGGCUACCUCCACGCCAACGCUCCCGGCCUCCUCUCUUUAAGGACCAGAGCAGCGGGCGUGGCUGCGGUGACACACGUAGACGGUUCAUUCUUCCGCCUCAGCUCCUACACUGGUGACAACACUAUAAAUAUGAAGCACAUACUCACAGGACUCCACAUUCAGGCCACGGUGAACGCUGUGUCCCUGGUCAGUGCCAACCCUGCCGCAGCUGAAGGAAUGCUCUUUCAUGAGUUUGAGUGCACCUGACACCUGGGGAAAGUUACUGAUGGUGGUGUCAUUCUCCAGCAUGAUGGUGUGGUGUGGCCUGCCCAGGUGACACGGGGAGAGUCUGACUGGGUACUGAGCAGCUUCACUUCAUAUACACCCAGUAUCUGUGUAGCGAAGGUGUGGCUUAACCCGGUAGCAGCGGGGAUCAUGUUUCUUAAUGGUCCCUCCAAGUGAGAAAAA